Messenger RNA from Drosophila willistoni, 1570 nucleotides. RefSeq lists its product as uncharacterized. NCBI's taxonomy places the organism in Eukaryota, Metazoa, Arthropoda, Insecta, Diptera, Drosophilidae. The transcript is spliced from 2 exons. Gene Ontology annotation, biological process: cilium assembly. The coding region runs from base 197 to 1528 and encodes 443 amino acids. Gene Ontology annotation, cellular component: ciliary basal body; axoneme. The record is from RefSeq and is a predicted model, not a curated record.
AGAGUAUUUCCAUCAUAGUUCAACACAAAACCUCUCUUUGUUAGUCAAAUACACAAAUUCAAUUGAAAAAAAAAUACUUUAUAACCCCCAAGAAACCCAAACCCAAUAACCAACUAACAAACAAGGCUUAUCCAUCUUUCAAUUAUUUAGUUUUCGAUUUGGUAUAUAUUUAGAUUAGUAGCUUUUAUUUUCUGCAAUGGAUACAAUGAGCUUAUCAGCGUAUAGCACGCAAUUGGAUGAACGUUCUCGAAAGUCAGUAAAAUCGCAUGCCAGUAAAUCGCAAUUUUUGGAUAUAGCCCCGGAAUUGGAUAUUUCGGCAAUUAUGUAUAAAUAUUAUUUAGACGAUUUUCGUACAUUAACAGAAGAAGAGCGUGAACAACGUUUGGCCAGUUUGGAUGCCUUGGAAAUGUUGCGAACGAUUGAACAAGUUAAUAAUGAGGUGGCCACAUUACGCUUGGAGAAUCAUAUACUUGUUGAAUUUCUCGAGAAAAAUGAUCCAAAACUAUUGCUGGGUUUGCGUCAGAGACGAACUUCUAUAUUGAAACGUUUGCAAAACAAAGGUCGUGGCUCAGGACACGCUGGCAGUCAGGCGGCAUAUGGUAGUCGUCAAUCGAGUUCAAAACGUUCAAUGGCCAUGUCAGUGUCGCAUAGUAUUAAUACGGUAUCGGGCGAGAAACGUAAAUUUACCGAUUACAAAUUGAACUACAAGGCCAAGGCAGAAAUGGCCGAGAAGAGAGCGGCCGAAGUUGAGAAACGUGUCACGGAUAUUGAAAAAAAUGCCAUGGUGGAAAUCAAACAAUUGCGUGCCAAAAUAGAGGAAUUACGUUAUCGUAGUGAGGAAACGAUUGAGACGGAAAAGAAUUUCAUGUUGCACUUUCUGCGCGACGAAAAUGAUGUGGCAUUCCUCGAAUCGGCCACCGAACGUCAAAUUGAACGUAAAUUGCGUAAAUUUACAACCAAUUGGUUUAAAAAUGCUCGCGCUUUGCUUGGAACCAUGAGAUUGACCAUAGUUUCAUUACAAGAGACAUGUCAACAGCAUCGAGCCGAUUUGAUAACCAAAGCCGAUCUGAGUGGCAUCCUUACAGCUGUUGAUUUUGAGAAACUAAUCAUAAAACGGACAGAGCUAACAAACCAACUGGAAGAGAAGAAUACCCAUAUGGCUGGUCUAAAAGGUGUAACAGGUAAAACAUCAUUGGCCAUGACUGAAGAAAAACAAGCCAUGAUGAAUCUAGAGGCUGAGAUGCGUUCAGUUUUAAAUAAAACCGAAGAGGUAACACGUGCCAUUGGCAAACUAGAGAAAGAAGUUGCUGUCGUUCAAGUCAAUAAUCAAAAGGAUUUCAAGAUUCUCGGUGAUUUAAGGGCACAAUUAUUUGAAUAUGAGGCACCGAGUGUCACCGAGUAUAUUGAACGUAAAGAGGAGGCCAUAAUGUUGGAAAAGGAAGAGAAAAUGCUGCAACGCAAGAUCUAUAUACUUAAUAUGAAAUUGAAUAAUGCCUUGCGUCGAAAACAUCGCGGGACUGAUUUCUGAUACCAAAAAAAUUAAUAAAAUAAACUUACCCAAAUGAUAGUA